Grammomys surdaster is the source of this 336-nucleotide messenger RNA. Its product is annotated as insulin growth factor-like family member 4. NCBI's taxonomy places the organism in Eukaryota, Metazoa, Chordata, Mammalia, Rodentia, Muridae. The record is from RefSeq and is a predicted model, not a curated record. The coding region runs from base 1 to 336 and encodes 111 amino acids. The transcript is spliced from 3 exons. Gene Ontology annotation, molecular function: signaling receptor binding.
AUGGCUCCAGCUCCUGCUCUGCCUCCUACAGUUCUGCAGCAGAAACAGACGAUGGUGACUAGGAUACUAGAUGCUGGUCUAUUGCUUUGCCAGCCAGCACCCAGAUGUGGAGACCAGAUGUACAACCCCUUGAUGCAGUGCUGUGACAAUGACACCAUCCUGCCUGUGAACAGCAUUAGUCUCUGUGGCUCUCACUGUAUCUACUGGCCCUGUUUCCAGCAUUGCUGCCUGGAGUCCCAGAAUCAGGGUGUCAUUAGGUUCAAAGUCCCAGGCAUGAAGCCCAACUGCAGAACCUCCCCCAUCUCCAUAAUCUGUGCCAAGUUGUACAAGGAAUGA